AGGCGCUUCCGGUUGUCCUACUGUUAGAAACAGUGUUCAGCACAUGAGCAGAAAAUGGCACAGUGUCUUGUGAAGAACUAUCGCCAUAAUAAAUUUGUGUUGGAUAAUUUGGAAGAAGGUGAUUUGAUAUCGAUAAAGGAAAACAUAUUAUAUUCUCAUUGGGCAGUAUACGCUGGAGAUGACAAGGUAGUUCAUUUAUCUGGAAAGGAUGAUGUUUCUUCAGAAUUUGCUUUCGUAAAAUUAGAAAACUUUUGGAAGGUUGUUGGCAAUAAAAAGGCUAAGAAGAACAACAAGAAAGACAAGGAAAGAACGCCAUUCAGAGGCAAGGACAUCGUUAAAAGAGCACUCAGUAUGAUAGGUCCAAAUGCAUACAAUUUAUUGUGCAACAACUGUGAACAUUUUGCCACUUGGUGUCGAUAUGAUAAAAAAAAAUCCGAUCAGGUUGACAAGGCUUUAACUGUGGUUUCAGUAGUUGGAGGGAUCGCGGUAGCUGCAGGAUUGCUACACGAAAUGUUCAAAGACGAUGAAUGAAAUC
Mytilus californianus (California mussel) is the source of this 535-nucleotide messenger RNA. RefSeq names its product phospholipase A and acyltransferase 2-like. The record is from RefSeq and is a predicted model, not a curated record. Gene Ontology annotation, molecular function: A2-type glycerophospholipase activity; glycerophospholipid phospholipase A1 activity. Gene Ontology annotation, biological process: N-acylphosphatidylethanolamine metabolic process. The coding region runs from base 55 to 531 and encodes 158 amino acids. Lineage: Eukaryota; Metazoa; Mollusca; Bivalvia; Mytilida; Mytilidae. Gene Ontology annotation, cellular component: cytoplasm. The transcript has 5 exons.